Molecule: messenger RNA, 251 nt
Organism: Euleptes europaea (tarantolino)
Lineage: Eukaryota; Metazoa; Chordata; Lepidosauria; Squamata; Sphaerodactylidae
Gene: GNG3
Product: G protein subunit gamma 3
Exons: 2
Coding region: 4-231 (75 amino acids)
Biological process (GO): G protein-coupled receptor signaling pathway
Cellular component (GO): heterotrimeric G-protein complex
Molecular function (GO): G-protein beta-subunit binding
Source: RefSeq, a predicted model, not a curated record
GCCAUGAAGGGCGAGACCCCCGUCAACAGCACCAUGAGCAUCGGACAGGCCCGGAAGAUGGUAGAGCAACUGAAGAUCGAGGCCAGUAUGUGCAGGAUAAAGGUCUCCAAGGCGGCGGCUGACCUGAUGACUUACUGCGACGCUCACGCCUGCGAAGACCCCCUCAUAACCCCAGUGCCCACCUCCGAAAACCCCUUCCGGGAGAAGAAAUUCUUCUGCGCCCUGCUCUGAGCUCCGCCUGCCCCACAUCC